Myotis davidii is the source of this 339-nucleotide messenger RNA. Its product is annotated as protein p13 MTCP-1-like. NCBI's taxonomy places the organism in Eukaryota, Metazoa, Chordata, Mammalia, Chiroptera, Vespertilionidae. Gene Ontology annotation, molecular function: protein serine/threonine kinase activator activity. The transcript has a single exon. Gene Ontology annotation, biological process: positive regulation of peptidyl-serine phosphorylation. The record is from RefSeq and is a predicted model, not a curated record. Bases 1 to 339 code for a protein of 112 amino acids.
AUGGCCGAGUUCCCGUCAAAGGUGCACCUCACCAAGCACCCCAUCUGCCUGGAUAUCCGUGGACCCUCGCUGUAUGAGGAUGACAACCAUCGCACAUGGAUGCAUCUUGUCACAGAGACAGGAGGUGACGUUCAAGUACAGUUGUGCCAGCUCGACGACCCCAGUGAGAAUAAUGCACUCACCACCAGCCAGCAGACCUCGAUCACCAUGCCUUCAUGGUGGGUGCUCCACCUUGGCAGCCGGUACCUGGAUUCCAUGGGCCGGUUCUGGCUCAUCGUGCACCACGUAAAGGAGAAUGGCGUGGAGAAAAUGAUCCUUGAGCUGAUGGAAGACUUGUAA